Anopheles aquasalis is the source of this 905-nucleotide messenger RNA. RefSeq names its product QVR superfamily protein rtv. Lineage: Eukaryota; Metazoa; Arthropoda; Insecta; Diptera; Culicidae. The record is from RefSeq and is a predicted model, not a curated record. Gene Ontology annotation, biological process: sleep; regulation of synaptic transmission, cholinergic; positive regulation of voltage-gated potassium channel activity.
ACGUGUACAUGACCAGUUAAUAUGAACAGUAGUCCUAGUGUGCGGUGGGCCUUCGUGUUUUCACUCCAAAAGUUUCACUCCUUCCCAGUUGGAGGUUUAUAAAAUGUUGAUCCGAUCGCUGAACGGCAUGUGGAUCCAUGUGUUGACAACAGUGCUGCUUGCGAGUCAUAUUACAGUAACAAAUGCCCUACUGAAGCGGUGCUACCAGUGUCGCUCCAGGAGUGAGUUGGGUAGCUGCAAAGAUCCCUUCCUGUUUAAUGCGACGGAGGUAGAGAACGAACGUGGGCUUACAGCCGUUCCGUGUGCGUCUGGUUGGUGUGGCAAGGUGAUCGAAGGAAUGGGUUCUUUCCGGGAGGACGACUACGACAUGGCCACACAGCGAAUGUGUGUACAGCGUGGACCCUCGGACUCGGAAGACCGGUGUGCCUACACCGUGUACAACCACAAAAAGGUCUACAUGUGCUUCUGCCAAGGAGAUUUGUGCAAUAACGCCAACGGUUUACUUCGAGCUAGCAGGAGUGUUUUUACUUCCUUGGCAGGAGGUUCACUAACACUGUUGUUAGCAGUUUAUGCAGUCGCUUAAGUUGUUUGAUGAUACCAGCAGGAGUCCAAGGAAGUGCUAUUCUAUUUUUCUCUUGACACAAGGGAUAGCCAACUGAGAUAUUCCAAUGCAGCACGACUUGCUCGCCCGCUCGCAUAGUUGACUGGCUUCACUAGUUUCUGUAGAGCUGUCAGCUGAUUCCGUCCAACCGUAGUAAUUCAUUCGUUACGCUCGCAAUCAUUCCCAUUCCUGAUCUAGACACUGUUUGACGAAGAUUAUAUUUAUUAACUUAGCUGAAAGAACGAAGGAUAUGCUUGAAUAUUGUUUUAUACAAAUAAAAUUCCGAAUUUUCUAUCAACACACA